CCAUUUUUACAUUGUUCAAUUAUAAAGCAAUUAUGCGUUUAAGAAAAAAAGAUGAUACUUUGCACCGGCUAUUGGGAGAUGUGAGCUGGGGGAGGGAGUGAGUACGAGCGCAGAACUAGGUGACGCAUUGAGCCGACCCGAGAUGCAUUGAUCGGUGUCUGAAAUCCAACCUCUUCCUCUCUGAACAGGAGAGGGAUGCCAUCUAAUGGCAAUAUGGCGUCAAUCCUUUUUUUUUUCACCUGGAUUUAUAUAUGCAAUUUUGCAUUAAAAGAAAAUUAAAAAUCCAUCAAAGAGCUAUCUUUGCUUGGGAUUCUCGAGUUCUAAACGAACUUUUCUGGAAAUCGUUGGAAUUUUUAGUCUUGGUUUUGGCUAUUUAUUUAUUUUUUUCGUGUAUCACAUUUACAUACUCCCUAUUUAUUUAAAUAUAAUCUCAUUAAUGGAAGGAGAUGGAAAUGGUUCCGCUUUAGGUGAUGAGUCUCCCCAAAAUUUGCAGUCUGACGGGGAAGCAUCCUUUUUGAGUGGCAAUCUUUUCUUGGAUCACGUUGGGGAAGUUACUCUCACUCAAAAUCCAGAUGGGUUGUCCUGGAAAUUGCUUGAGUCCUCAGAGAAUGAAUCACGCUGUUUGGGAUUUAAACUUGUCCCAAGAGUUGCUACUGAGAUCAAAUUCUCAGAUGUGUAUGCCGUAGAGUUUUCUAAUUGCAGUUUGAUGCAUGGAUCAGAUCUCUCAAUUGCUGGAAAAUGUUUCUUGAGUCAUGGCUCUGUUGCCUCUGAGAUGUUCUGCUUUACGGUGCAUGGAUUUCAAAGGUCACAGUCUCAGCCUUGUCUUUGGGUCCUUGCUGCAUAUACUUUUGGUCACAAGGAUUUGCAGACAUGUCAGAUGUGGGUGAAUCAAGUCAAUGCUUCUUUAAAAAUGCAAAUAGGAAGACCAAAAAGUCUGCUGGUUUUGGUUAACCCAAUGAGUGGGAAAGCAAAUGGCUGUAACAUCUGGGAAAAGGUGGCCCCAAUUUUCUCUCGUGCAAAAGUGAAAACAAAGGUGAUUGUGACACUGAGGGCAGGACAUGCACAUGAUAUUAUGGUAACUACCACAAACAAAGAGCUGAAUUCCUAUGAUGGUGUUGUGGCUGUUGUAAGUGGUUAUGGUUCCUCCAUUUUGUGCAUCUUUCUCAUUAAUAUAAUAUCAAUAGCGGGUUAUCCUUCAUAUUCUAAAUUUAUGAUCUUAGAAACUCUAAAUGAUGAUUCAAAAAUUACGGGUCUCAUUUGCAGCACAACUGGAGCCCGAGACCCUAUAACAUCCGCGUUGCACAUUGUCCUCGGCAAAAGGGUGUGCCUUGAUGUAGCUCAGGUUGUGAGAUGGAAAACAAAAUCAACUUCAAAAGUUGAACCUUUUGUACGCUAUGCAGCUUCUUUUGCUGGUUAUGGAUUCUAUGGAGACGUCAUUACAGAAAGUGAAAAACUUCGCUGGAUGGGUCCCAAGCGAUAUGAUAUUGCUGGAACAAAAGUUUUCUUGACUCACAGAUCAUAUGAGGCAGAGGUAGCCUACCUAGAAGUUGAAUCAGAAAAACCCUGUGCAGCCCCUGACAAUUGCUGUCAACAGGGUAGGAUAUGGCCACUACGGAGUACAAAUAAAUCUGAAAGAGUGGUUUGCCAAGUUAACUGCAUUAUUUGUAAUACAAAGCCAAUUCCACAUGCAAAACCUUAUUCACGUCUAGAGGAAACAAGAUGGAAGAAAUCGAAAGGGUGUUUUCUUAGUGUGGCUGCUGCUUUGAUAUCAAAUCGUAAUGAAAGAGCACCUGAUGGCUUGGUGGUGGAUGCACACCUUUCAGAUGGUUUCUUGCAUCUCAUAUUGAUUAAAGAUUGCCCCCGUGCUAUGUAUCUGUGGCACCUUACCCAGCUAGCCAAAAAAGGCGGUACUCCUUUGAACUUUGAUUUCGUGGAAUAUCACAAGACUACAGCUUUUACAUUUACUUCUUUUGGCAAAGAGAGUGUCUGGAAUUUGGAUGGCGAGCUGUUUGAAGCACAUCAACUGUCAGCACAAGUAUUUCAAGGCCUUGUCUGGUUAUUUGCAUCUGGUCCAGAAGUUUAGCAGAAUACAAUACUAGAAAGUUGUCUCCAAGAUUAGCAGAGUAGAAUGGAAUUAAACCUAACUACAAACAAUUAAUAUGGUAUUUAACAUGUCAUAUAAUAAAAUCUGUAUAGUUCCCAGGUAAUGUAACUUGUUUGAAGUGUAUCAGCUGAUGAUGUUGACAAGGGGGUUGAAGAGAAUGGUUGUAUAUGUUGAGUACUGUAACAUAGGAAGGUAAACAAGCAUGUUUAUAACUAAUACUGAAUAAAAAGUGUAUCUAAUUGUUAUAUGUUUGUGAA
Messenger RNA from Carica papaya (papaya), 2361 nucleotides. The record is from RefSeq and is a predicted model, not a curated record. NCBI's taxonomy places the organism in Eukaryota, Viridiplantae, Streptophyta, Magnoliopsida, Brassicales, Caricaceae.